Uranotaenia lowii is the source of this 10790-nucleotide messenger RNA. RefSeq names its product multiple epidermal growth factor-like domains protein 8 (gene Megf8). Bases 821 to 9484 code for a protein of 2887 amino acids. The transcript has 5 exons. Gene Ontology annotation, molecular function: protein binding; calcium ion binding. Lineage: Eukaryota; Metazoa; Arthropoda; Insecta; Diptera; Culicidae. The record is from RefSeq and is a predicted model, not a curated record.
AGCUUCCAUCAUCGCAUCAUGUUGAACUCAUGGAAAAUUCAUAUAAAUAUAUAGUAUUAAGUCAAGGAAUAUUCCUUGGUAUUAAGUGAUGUUUCUAAAGUAACAAUUUUUAUUAGGUGAGUGUUUAUUUAUUUCCUUCGAACAAUUUACGUGAAAAUAAAUUGGAUAAAAAAUAUUAUACAGUUUUUCACGUAUGCCGCUACGUUCAGAUCUUUUUGCGUGUAAUGUCACAGGUACUUCAAAGAACAGACUUUCAUCAGCAAGUUUUAAAUAAUUAAAGUUUUUUUUUAUCUGGCAUCACUGUAGAAAUGUUAAAUCUGAAAAAUGCAUCAGCGUAGCGUAGUGCAGUAAACAUAUCAAAAUAGUCAACUUUUUUGUGAAAACGUUGUGUAAAAUACAUUUUUACUUAUAAGAAUAGUGUCAGUUGCUAGCAGGGGCGAUAAAGUUAUACGAGAAACAUGAAAAACUUUUGCCGACACAGGCAGCGAAUGCAAAAAUUGAAUUGAACUACCGAUCACGAUUGUUUGUUUGCUUUAUUGAGUGGGCGAAAGUAAACAUCGAAGAAAACAACAUCCUGGUAAUAUCCGUAGCUUAUCCAUAUCCAAAAAUGGUUCCGAGGAGGAACGAAAAUACCCAAAACCAAACGGUACAUUGAAAACGUUGAUCAUGCCAAGGUAGGUAACAUCAUUACUCUUAUCCGACGCAAACAAUACUCGGUCAAACAGAACCGAACAGGGGGAGGCUGGAUAUACCCCGGGGAAAGCAAAUCACUACAAUUCCUUCUCGCAUAUAAUAGUAUAACUACAAUUUAGACAGGAGAAUGAAACCACUGCUAUCAGCCCCAUUACAUAAAGCUUAUUUUAGUUUUCCUUUGCGGAAAAGUGUCAAUAUCACCACCAGAAUGACGAUACUGUUGGCCAUUCUAAUAAGCGUCUUUUUGGCUUCGUCCCGUGCACUGACUUUGACAAAAAACCACCAGCAACAGUCGUGUGAUAAAACAAGAAGAGUGUUUACGGAGCCAUACGGCGAAAUAAGUGACGGUCCAUCCGAUCAUAAUUACACACAAAAUUCGCAUUGUGAGUGGCUGAUAAAAGCUCAGAAUGAAAUGCAGUUUAUUACACUCACUUUUCGUAGCAUGGGAACUGAAUGCUCAUACGAUUAUAUUUUUAUCUACGAUGGAGAUUCUUUUCGAUCGCCGCUUUUAGGUAGUUUUAGCGGAAAAACCGAACCACAGCGUGUUAUGGCCACCUCUGGAAAUAUGCUUAUUUUACUGUACAGCGAUACGAACUAUGUACUAGAAGGAUUCAAAGCAGAAUUUUCGAUAACAAACUGCCCUAAUAACUGCUCAAAUCAUGGCAAAUGUGAAGAAAAUAGAUGCAACUGUGAUGGCAAUUGGAUUGGAAGCGAUUGUAGUGUUGAUGCUUGUCCAGAUAAUUGCGGCAAUGAAGAGGGCAGAGGCCGGUGUUUGAACAGGAAAUGCAACUGCUCUAAAGAAUAUUCCGGCCAAUCUUGCAGCUUGCACAAAACUCAUCCUGUUCCGAACGAGUGGCAUUGGUUGUCAAAUUCGAAGAAUGGUUUCACUCCUCGUGCCGCCCACACGGCCGUAUACUAUACACCGACGAAUUCCCUUUACGUUUUCGGUGGCUAUAAUUUGAACCAAGUAUUGGAUAGUUUGAACAUCUAUCGAAUGGACACGAGCCGUUGGGUUAACGAAUGGGGAGUGAUACUCACUGGCGAGGAUCUUGAUGGCGAUGACACACCACCAGUCAAUAGUUUUUCAGAAGAAAUUGGUGAAAUGCUUGGGCUUACAAGGGAGCCAAAUUUUUUCAACAAUUUUAUAUACUCUCUGGCGGACAAUCAAACAGGUCCUUUUGGAACAGCCUUUGGAAAUGAUUCGCGUCCUGGGGGAAGAUAUGGCCAUGCUGCAAGUACCAUACCAGAUGGUUUUGUAAUAUUCGGUGGAAAACUAGCUGGAGGUCACCUGGCUAAUGAUUUGUGGAUGUAUAAUAUUAGUAAAGCUGGUGGAACUUGGAUUGAACGAGCCGUAAAUUCCAAAAUCCUCCCACCUUCACUAACCAGACACACAAUGACGCUUGCAAACGAUUAUCUUUAUGUAUUUGGUGGUGCGCUAGAAAAUGGAGAAUUCUCGUCUAAAUUAUUUAGAAUUAAACUGAUGCCAGACGUCAAUGACGAUCAAUGGGAAGAAGUAAUACCAAGAGGAGGAAAAACACUUGAUCUUCGUAUUGUUGCACAUACAACUUGUUUUCAUAAACACACUAAUUCACUCGUAGUCUACGGAGGUGUUGUGGCUGGAGUUGCAAGAUUUUCAAAGUUAUCCGACCGCAUGUUCACGUUUCAGUUGGACCAUUUGCAUUGGACAGAAAUAAUGUAUCCUAGAACGCCAUUGAGGGAUGCGUAUAUACCUCGUGAAAGAGCCUUCCAUACAACAACAGUGAUCGGCAAUUACUUGAUAGUUUUUGGGGGAUAUACGCAUCGCCAUAAUAAGGAGGAAAUUUGCUACGAUAAUCAAAUGUAUCUCUAUCAUCUGGGAUGCCACAAUUGGAUAAACCAGGAUGUUUUGGGUUCCAGUAGAAAAUCGAGAUACCCAAAGCAACAAGGUGUAUUUGCUCAUGCAGCUGCAGUACGGAAUGGCAACACACUUUUCUUAGUCGGCGGAUAUCAUGGUAAUGUGAAUGGAGAUUUGCUUGCAUACACUCUUCCUCCUAUGCUAAUUGUUGAGGAUGAGGAUUCGUUUGAACCGGAAGCGGCCUGCCCAAAGCACACAUCCGUAACGGAAUGUCUCUCGGAUCCCGAGUGUGGCUGGUGCUCGGCCGAUAGCAUUUGUUACGGUCGAACCAUUGGAGCGAAUUGUACCACUAAUUUGCAAACAACACGAUGCAGAGGAAUAUGUCCUGUGCUGGGCGAUUGCCAUUCUUGUCUCAUACACGGAGCUUCGAGUAAUAUAGGUUUUAAAUCGGUAGCGAAAAAGUUGGGCCUUGACAAAUGCACAUGGUGCGUGCAGAAUGCACGGUGCCAUCAUAAGGACGAUAAUUAUGGAGUAUGUGGCGAAGACACUCCUUCACAGAAUCCCGGUUGGUGGGGAUCUAAAGGUACGGAGAUUGUAUCUCCAGAACAGUGCACACCUAUGGAUACACGACCAGGACUGACAUUUCUUAAAUACCUUGAUCCAGUUGACUGGACGAUGCCAGACUAUGUUAUGAUUGUCAAUGCCACGAUGGUUGAUUUCAACACUCCAGCAUUAUCGCAUACGGAAUUAUCAUUCAAUGGACAAAUAGUGGCCAGAUUAUUGGGUUUUCUUAGACCACCAGCCGUAUGGGAAGCCGCUGGCGAACGUUUACGAGUUUGUGCAAGUAACUCUCAAGCAGUACUUCGGAUGGCGUCUACGGAUAUAAACAAUCCAAGAAAGAAGCUGAUGUCAGUAGUUACUGCUAACAUUUCUGCCAACCAGUACGUUUGUGAAAUGGCCCAAUGGCGAAGUUUAGACCCACGAUACCGAGUAAUGAUCGAUUUUCAAGCUAAGCGAAGCAUGAAUUCCUUACAAAGUAUGCAUCAGCAGAUCAGCAAAAUGGGUCUUCAGCACAGUGCACUUAGUCAGGACAAUGCAAAAACAUUCACAUUUGAGUUUCUCGAGCCAUAUUCUAAUGGAUCCUGCGGUACAUACCGGAACUGUUUACACUGUUUAGCGGAUUCCCUGUGCGGUUGGUGCGAAAUGAACAAUCGGUGUAUAUCACGACAAGAAAAGGAAUCAGUAGUUUGUCGAAAUGGAGAUAACUGGCGUUAUUUAACCGUUCAACCAUCGCAGUGUUCAAAUUGUUCAAAUUAUAUUUCAUGUGAACAAUGUAUUCAAGCUGGUCAGUGCGAAUGGUGGGCCGAUGAUGCACGAUGUUCUAGAAAAGGUCGAUCCGUAACUGCCGUUACUGAAAUAGAUCAGUGUCCAGUACCUUGUUAUUUGAGAAUCAACUGCUCGACCUGUCUCAACGAAAAAGGUCGAUGUGUAUGGUGUGAGGCAACCAGUCAAUGUUUCAGUUUUUCGGUUUAUACGAGUGAGUAUCAGUUUGGGCUUUGUCGAGAAUGGUUGGACCAAACAAUGCCUAUUGGCAUGCCUCAAAUUCCUGAACCCGGUGGAACAGAGCAUACAAUGCAACCAGCACAACAAUGCAAAUCAUGCGCGAGUCAUCGCAAUUGCUCCCAUUGCUUGCGAUCAUUAAGUUGCGGUUGGUGCUACGAUGCGGAAAAUCCGAUUGAUGGAGUUUGCAUGCAAGGAGAUUUCAACAGAUCAACAUUUGACUGUCCCACCGCACUAAAUGUAACUGUCGAGAAAACACGUUGGUCCUACGCACAGUGUCCUGAUGUAGAUGAAUGUGAGCUGGGACUGCAUGAUUGUCACGAACAAGCAGAAUGCUCCAAUACACAUGGUUCAUACACAUGUCGCUGCCGUAAAGGUUUUCUGGGUGACGGUGUACGGAAUUGCAUUCAAACCUGUUACGAAACCUGUGUGCAUGGAUACUGUUCCGGUGGACCAGAUUACAAAUGCCAGUGCGAUCUCGGCUGGACUGGUGUUGAUUGUAGCCAAAAUUGUCAAUGUAACAAUCACUCUACGUGUCUCCAAGGUGUUGGUAAAUGUGAUAAAUGUAUGAACUGGACAGAGGGUGAACACUGCGAAAGGUGUAGCUCUGGAAGUUUUGGUAAUGCUACUUCUGAUCUUGGUUGCCAGCCAUGUGAUUGCAACGAACAUGGCAACGAAGCUUUGGGAAUUUGCGAUUCUCAAAGUGGGGAAUGCUACUGCCAGGAUAAUACAGAAGGACUUAAAUGUGAGGUUUGUAAUCGAAACUUUUACGGUGAUCCUCGGGCAGGUGGUCAAUGCUAUUACCAGUGUGAACCAAGAGGUGUUUUAACACAUCUAGGGACAGAAGGAAUUGGGUCGUAUCAAUCACACCGAUCAGCUAGAGGUGGAGCAGAAGCACGCGAGUGUCUAUGGAUAAUAAGUCCAUAUGUGAAACCUGGAGGAGGAGAGUUGAAAAAUGCCAUCAUUCAAUUUGAGAUUGAACCACACGAUAUGAAUGUGACAUGUGGUCAGAAUGCAGUGUAUGUUUAUGACGGAUUGCCGGAUCUUACGGGAAGUACGCAGCAGAAGCAACUUUUGGCUGUAUUUUGCAGUGAAGACAAAAGCCCUUGGAUAACAGAAGCUCGCUCAGGCCAUCUAACUAUACAUUACAAGAAAGGUCGACCUGGACAAGGAUUCAAUGCAAUCUACAGCGUUAUGAGUUGUAGCAUCAAUACCUGCAAGCGUCCAUAUGUCUGUGUCGAUGAUAAAUGCGUUUGUCCGAAAGGAUUUGCUGGGCCUCGUUGCUCGCUCAAAACCUGCCCAUCGGACUGUAAUGCAGAACUCAAGCAAGGUGUCUGUGAUGUGGGCUACGGUAGGUGUAUUUGUUCUAUGGGAUAUGGCGGAGCAGAUUGUUCACGGAUAUUGCGACCUUCCAACAUUGUUUUUACUGAACUGUUCAAUUCCUACCUUAUCUCGGACACCUUUGAACAUUUGCGGAAAACAUUGCCGCGUUUCGGACAUACUCUAGUAGCAGAUCGGCGAGGUUCGCUAUGGAUGUUUGGAGGAUAUUCACUUUCCCAUGGACCGCUAAACGAUAUUAGACAAUUUGAUACCAGAAAUAAUACGUGGAUGCAAGUUACCGUAGACUCGGGACCAGAAGAUCGAAUGCCACUUGGUCGUUAUUUCCAUGCAGCAGAGAUAAUUAUGAGCAAACAAGCUAUAUUUAUUUAUGGAGGCCUUUCGCGAAACCAAUCAUCCCAUAUAGUGCUGGAUGACUUUUGGCAAUUUGGCCUUCAAACGCAGCGUUGGAGUAUGGUUACACAAACUGGGUCAAAACCGCCUCCGUUGGCAGGUCAUACCAUGAAUUUGAUGAAGGAUGCCGACAAAGAAGUACUGUUAGUUAUAGGUGGAUUCUCUGUUACUACCGGCAGCCAGAAUAAUAUAUGGAUGUUUGAUUUGAGCUCAAAUAGCUGGUCGAAAGUUCUAACUAGUGGUGCCAAGCCAACCAGUAUUUUUGGUCAUAGCACAGUAAGCCAUCCGUCGAAGCAAAUUCUAUAUAUCUACGGUGGAAUAGUUUAUUUUGAAGGAAGAACAAAAGUAUCCAACAAACUUUAUGCUUUCAACUUUAAAAGUCUACAAUGGACCGAAUUACCGGUGUUUGUCAACAAGCCUUCUGAUUAUGUUCCUAUUGCCAGAUACCUUCAUUCAGCAGUUACCACCGAUAAUUACAUGCUUGUUUUUGGAGGAAGAUCACAACCGGGAUCGGUGGGUGAUACAAUUGUUGCGUAUGUUUAUAAAUGCAAUCAGUGGAUAAGACUGAGCGGAGAUAUUGAAAUAGUUGGUAGUUCUUUUGGUGAUACAUACGCCCACGCGAUGACACAAGAUCCAGAGUAUGACGCAUUUUACGCAGUCGGAGGCUGGGAUGGAAGUAGCUACAGUCGUGUUACUAAGAUCAAUAUGCCACCAGAUUUGUGCGAUUUGUGGAGCAGCUCAAAAUAUAUCUGCAGACAGUAUAUGGGAUGUAGUUUCUGUGCUGUUAAAACAUUGGACGAUUAUACCUCACACUGCUACUCUGUGGGAAAUUCAGAUAUUUGUGAUGCUCAAAAUGGAACGCUUUCGUUUAACAAUGGGGCCCCAUGUGAUGAUGAAUGGAUUUCCAAGCGAAACUGUUCAUUAUUUAGUAGUUGCACUAGCUGCCUUGCAUCUUAUCCUACUCACUCGGAAGAACGACCAAUAUGUCAAUGGUGUACAAACUGUGAGGGUCAUGGGAAAUGCCUACCAUAUGACAAGGAAUGUGAAAACGACAAACAAUGCGCUGCAAAUCAACAAUCAAUUCGUGCUCUUGACAAUUGUCAGUUAUUACGCUGCGCAGCAUCAGAUUGCGACAGCUGUCAUUCACUACCGAACUGUUCGUGGACACUUAAAGGAAACCAGUUUCAAUGUACUCAACGUAAUGAAUCUGACAGCAACAAGAAACCAACUGCCUGUCCAGUUCCCUGUCAUUCCCAUACAACCUGCAGCAGUUGUUUGAGUCAGUCGUCCUCCGAAGGUGGCUGGAAUGACUGUCGCUGGUCAACGCAAUUAAAUGAGUGUAUUUCACCCAGCUAUCAACCACUGUACUGUGCUGGAAGCAUUUGUGGUCUUGUGUUGGAACCAAUUGACGCCAAUCAGUGUCCCGAACCAUGUGACUCCUUCACACAGUGCGCUACAUGUCUAAGGCACGCACAUUGCGGAUGGUGUUCCCAUAACGGAACGGAAGGGGACGGCGUAUGUACGGAAGGAUCACUGGACAGUCCGAUUGAUUAUCCCGCUUCCUCGACAUGCGAUGUAAUAUAUCGAGUUAAGCAUAACAUAACAACGAUUGAUCCUGGUGAUAGAUUUAGUUGGAACUAUGUCAAAUGUCCACCAGAAAAUGAAUGUGCCAACAAGCAUCAUAAUUGCAAUAUAAAAUCGGAACGAUGUGUGGAUCUGCUUCACGGUUACGAAUGCCAGUGCGCCGAAGGAUAUCGGGCCGAUGCCUCCGGAGUAUGUGUUCCGGUUUGCAAACACGGCUGUGUGCGUGGAGUUUGUAUCGAACCUGACAAAUGUGAAUGCGACUUUGGAUAUGUUGGAGAAAAUUGUAGCAUUCAGUGCCAGUGCAACGGUCACUCGAACUGUGCGGGACCCGAUCAGCUGGAUCUUUGUUUGGAAUGUUAUAACAACACAUUAGGAGCCCAGUGUGAGAAAUGUAUGCCUUUCUUUGUACGAGAUACUCGUAACAAUGGAGAGUGCAUUCCGUGUUCGGACUUCUGCAACGGUCAUACAGAUUUAUGUAUUGGGAAAGAUAUGGAGCAAACAGUUCGUAACAUGACUCGGAAUGAGUUGAUAAAUAUUCUCAAGGAAGGACCUCAAUCAGAUGCUGUUUGCUUACGAUGCGGAAAUUACACAUCUGGAGAUAGGUGUGACAGUUGCAUUCUGGGUUAUUUCCGGGGAGCCACAAUGGCUCGCGAUCCAUGCAGGCCGUGUCAGUGUCACGGCCAUGGGGAUAUGUGCGAUCCUGUUUCUGGGGAAAAAUGUAACUGUGGCAAUAACACUGAGAGCGACAACACUUGUUCAGCGAAGGGCAAAAAUUUGGCUUAUAGUUGUUGGUCAAUGCAAUGUACUAAAUGCAAGGACUCGUACUCUGGACAUCCAUCCAACGGUCAUCAGUGCUACAAACACAUAACGGUGGAAUCUCGUAUGUGUUUCGAUGCGAAAAUUAUUGAUGAGUGUAAAAUAAAGCCACAACCGCUGAAGCCUGGCCAAACAGUGUUCUUUGUGAUUCAACCGAGAUAUAUGAACGUCGAUAUUCGAUUCAUAGUGGAUGUAACGCAAGGAGAAUUGGAUUUUUUCAUGAGUCCCAACGAUGAAUCAUUUGUCGUUCAUUCAAAUACCAGUUCUGGUCAUCAUGAUAUCUUUUUAGACAACCGCUACUCCUGGCAUCAUGACAUCGUAGACAUCGAUUCCGUCGAAAGCAUGAACAUGUACCCGUUGAACAUAAAUGGUAACUUUUCUGACUUCUCUUUCGAUUCAUCCUUGCCAAUGGGAGGAUCGUUUUCCCAAUCACAAUGUCGUAUGGAAAACGAAAAGUUUUUCUAUGUUAAAGAUAAAAUUGCAAAGGAUCUGAUAACAUAUGUUACUCUUUAUCAGUGUAAUUCUCUACUGAGAGUUUUUGAGUUGAAGAAUAGAUUAGUUGUGACUCUACCUCACACGAUACACGCAUUAGGUCAAACAAAAUUCUAUAUAGCUUUACGAGCUCGUCCAGGUUCAAAUGCCAACUAUGGACUUGUUUUCUUCCGUCAAGAUCAAUUACACAUUCAUCUGUUUGUGUUCUUUUCCGUUUUCUUUUCUUGCUUCUUUUUGUUUUUGGCAAUUUGUGUUCUUGCAUGGAAGGCCAAACAAGCCGCCGAUAUGCGUCGAGCUAGAAGACGCCACGUUGUUGAAAUGUUACACAUGGCGAAAAGACCGUUCGGUAAAAUCAACCUUUCGAUGGAAAAUCCAUCAGAAACGCCAGCUAGCCAUCGCAGGCGUGGUCGCAGCAAACAUCAAACACAAUUGCAGCAAGAUGUAGCUCUAGUAGCAUUAGAACCCACAUCCGAUAAUAUAGCCGCUGUGGGAACUGUAUUCGUGCGUCUUCCAGGGAAACAGAAAUCGCAAAUGACUUUAGCAUUAGCUUCUUCGCUUGUGGUGCUUUCAAGAAACCACACUACCUAUAAUAGAGCCUUUCACAGGCGAAGGGGAUCAUCCCACCACUAUCAACAACAGGGACAAAAUUUGCAACAACAGUUGCAACCUAUACAGCCUGGUCCGGUUGGCCAACAGCAAGUGCCGCCAAUGUUUGUUGAUCUACAACACGAACAAGUUCCACUCCAACCCUUGGCUUUGAAUAGGGGUCAGUAGAUAUUCUACUUUAUUCUUUUUAAUUAAUGAAAGAAAUCUUGAGGUCAUGACUUGAUUUUCAGCAAAGUUUAAUUCUACUGUUCAUGACUACCUUGCAAUUCACAUCACGUAUCAAAGAUCCUAGCAUUUUUCUUUAACCAGGGAGUCAUGAUGAUUGUAGCAGACAUUGUUUUUGUUUAAAUAAUUUGCGCCCGAAAUUUCAUGAUAUUACUGAAAAAGUAUGCUAAACCACGUACGACGUCAUACAUGGAAAGUGGUCCCUGCGUAACAUGUCCUACUGUUGAUUUUUUUUUUCAAAAUUUCUCUGAAUAUUUUGUUAUUCACUUUAUUGGAUAGGCGAGUUUUAUGUUUGCGAUUACAGUUGUUCUUUGUUCUCUCUCUGGUAUCCCUACUAUUUUUUUUUUCAAACGGACGCACUCUCAUAUGAAUCUGUGAUUAUUGAAGUUAUGUUUAAAUAUGGAAAUAAAUCCAUAAAGCUCAUCGAUAAUGUACAGCUCGGUUUAGGUCUUUUUUUUCUUGUGUAUAUAACCACUAGUAAUCAAAGAAAAAACAAAAUAUUGUGUAACAAACACACAGUCACCCACUUGUUUGUACUCGAAGCACAAACACACACACAUCUAUGAUGAAUGUGGUAUUAUUCCCUAGCGCAACAAUCAGCAGACAAUUACUGUGGUAUGAUAGUUAUAAAUACAAACUAGAUUGUGUUUUAUUAAACUUAGAUAAGGUCAUUCGUGUACAAACUAUGAUAAAAGGUAGCACACUAUAGUAAGAAUAAUUUAUUUAUAAAAAAAACGGAUAAGAUAAAUAACUUAUAGAAAAAAAAAAUCGCAAAUAUGAAGCAUGAAAUUCAAAACACAAAACGCUGUCCAUGGAUCUCGAAUGGAGUUUGAGCUGAUGAUAACUAGUAAUGAGUGCAAUGUAAGAGUUAGGAUAGUUUAAAUGCCUUGGCAUGUUGCUCACGUUGGUAAAUAUAGUUUCGCUGAAUGUUCAUGAUAUUGUAUAUCCUUUCCAAACCGAUUAUUUUUGAAAUGGUAGGAAAAUCAUUCAACCAGAAAUGGGUAGCAUAGUUCAGCUGUUUGAAUUUCAACAUUAGCAUCAUAUUUAUCAUUCUUUCUUUGAGUGAUUGCAGAGAAAAGCAGAUUGUAUAGUUUUUUGAAAAAGUAUUAAAUAAAAGUGUUUAUUUUUUGCCUUUGUUUAUUAAAAAUACAAGUAUACCCUGAAUCUCGUUAUAAAGGCAUGGAUCAUCGGUAUGAAAUCUUAACAAGUUAAAACGAUGUACAUUAAACCAAUAAAGACAACUAGAUGU